AUGACCCAACCCAAAUUAUUGAGUUAUUGGAAUGUGGACCUAUCAUUGGUAUCAGAGCAUGAUCCCGUGCCUAUGUGGCAGCACACGCUUGGCAAGCUGACCCAUGGUAGGCUACCUUGGGCCUGGGCUGCUACCCCGAGAAGGGGCAUGGAGGCCCAAGGAAAGGGGAUUCGCGUAGUCACCCAAGAGUAUCACACCCAAAACCAAUACUUGGGAACAACUCAACCCAACACUUGUCGAGCACAACCGCCAACUAAUAAAAUAUCCCGUGGGAUCCGCAGGCCAAAUUUCCCUCUACAACUCUUAGAGAAAAGAGAACAACAACAACAACAUCAACAACAAGAAGCUUCAUGCUCCGCCUAUCCUUCUUUGAACAUAACCGGUAACGACGACGACGACGACACAAACAACAUCACUGAACCCAGCUUCUCAAAUCGCUCUGCUACUCAAGUUUCUGAGGCGCCGAAGAAACCUCCUCCGAAGAGGACCUCAACGAAGGACAGGCACACCAAAGUUGAUGGACGUGGGCGCCGGAUCCGCAUGCCUGCCGCCUGUGCAGCUAGGGUUUUUCAGUUGACCCGAGAACUUGGCCACAAAUCGGACGGUGAAACCAUUGAGUGGUUGCUUCAACAGGCAGAGCCAGCUGUGAUUGCCGCCACUGGAACAGGUACUAUACCUGCAAAUUUUACGUCCCUUAAUAUAUCUUUAAGGAGUUCAGGUUCUAGUAUGUCUGCAAGUCAUUUGAGGAACAGUUAUUUCAAUCCGAAUUUCGGUUCACAACAAUUAAGGAAUAUUCGAAAUGAAUGGGAAAGAAAUAUAAUUGAUGAUUCAUCUCAACAGAGAAGGGUUUUGUUUCCCGGUGUUCCUUUAUCAUCGGAUGAUUCUUUGAGCUUUCCUUUAAGUUCUAGUAAUGUGAAUGCUAUGUUACAAACUAAUAAUCAUAAGCAAGAGUUACGUGAUCAUAACACAAGUUUAGAUAUGGUGUCUAAUAAUGCGGAGACGAGUAUGGGAAGGAAGAGAAGGCCGGUGGCGGAGCAAGAAUUGGCGCAAAAUCAGUUGGGGAAUUACUUGAUUCAAUCAAGUACAGGGUCUAUUCCGGCAAGUCAAAGCACGACUCCGGCGACAUUUUGGAUGGUGGCAAAUCCAAGUAACCAAGUUGUGAGUGGUGGUGGUGACCCCAUGUGGACAUUUCCUUCUUCGGUUGGUAACAGUAAUAUGUAUCGGGGCUCUAUGUCUAGUGGGGUUCAUUUUGUGAAUUUUCCAACACCUAUGGCGCUUUUGCCUGGACAGCAAUUGGGUUCAGGAAUUGGUGGCAGUGGUGGCAUGAUGAGUGAUAGCCAUUUAGGCAUGCUUGCUGCGCUUAAUGCAUAUAGAACCCUUCCCGGUUCUGUUGCUUCGGAGUCUCCGGCCAGUGCCUCUCAUCAACACCAUGGCGGUGAAGAUGGCCAAGAUUCAACUAGUCAUCAUUCCUGAGUGUAUGGUUUGAUCAUCGUCUUGUUAAUUUUCUUUUACUUAUAUAUGUGCAUAUUGCUACACAUGAGGCACUGCUUUGAUAUUGAGUUGAAUAUUCAGAUUUUUGGUG
Messenger RNA from Pistacia vera, 1582 nucleotides. Its product is annotated as transcription factor TCP15-like. Bases 1 to 1473 code for a protein of 490 amino acids. Gene Ontology annotation, molecular function: DNA-binding transcription factor activity; sequence-specific DNA binding. NCBI's taxonomy places the organism in Eukaryota, Viridiplantae, Streptophyta, Magnoliopsida, Sapindales, Anacardiaceae. The transcript has 2 exons. The record is from RefSeq and is a predicted model, not a curated record. Gene Ontology annotation, cellular component: nucleus.